This is a messenger RNA of Solea senegalensis (Senegalese sole), 2161 nucleotides long. It is a transcript of the gene grk6, whose product is annotated as G protein-coupled receptor kinase 6. Gene Ontology annotation, biological process: regulation of signal transduction; signal transduction; protein phosphorylation. The transcript has 16 exons. Lineage: Eukaryota; Metazoa; Chordata; Actinopteri; Pleuronectiformes; Soleidae. The coding region runs from base 272 to 2074 and encodes 600 amino acids. Gene Ontology annotation, cellular component: cytoplasm; plasma membrane. The record is from RefSeq and is a predicted model, not a curated record. Gene Ontology annotation, molecular function: G protein-coupled receptor kinase activity; ATP binding.
UGAUCCUUUUUCCAAAACACACCAUCAUGUGGUGGGGAAUCUAUUUCUGUUCCUCCACUGGUAACAGAACCACCAGCCUCCUGACAUCUCUGUGAAGGAUGGUUGUGGAGGGACAGUUCUCUUUCUCUUUGCCUUUCCCACUUUGUCCACUGGAAACCAGACAACUUUGGCACGUCCUCACUUUAACGCCUCGAACUACGCCUUUCACAUCAGGAUGGGCCUCCACAACUCUGGUUAAAGUGGGAGGAAGGACGAGGCAAAGCCUGACCAAAUGACUCUCCUUACUGAAGGAGAAGUGGAUGUAAAAGCACCGAACCCAUUAACUUGUCGCAUCCUACUGAACCAGAUCACUGGAUUGUACGACCCUGUCGAUCUAACAACACCUGUGAAGCAAAAAGGAGGAGGUGGAAGCAGAAAAGGGAAAAGUAAGAAGUGGAAGCAGAUGCUUCAGUUUCCUCACAUCAGUGUGUGUGAAGAACUGCGACAGACCAUAGACAAAGACUACAGCAGCCUGUGUGAGCGUCAGCCUAUCGGACGUUUACUGUUCAGACUUUUCUGUGAGACUCGACCUGAGCUACGACGCUGCGUCAACUUCCUGGAUGCUGUGGCAGAGUUCGAGGUGACACCUGACGAGAAGAGGAAGGAGAGCGGUCAAGAAGCGAUCGACAAAUACUUCAACACAACGUCGGACAAUCACGUGUCAGAGGUGGAGGAUGCCAUGAUGGUCCAGUGCAGGGAGCGGCUGCAGCAGGACGCCUGCAAAGACCUCUUCAAGGACUGUACCAAAUUAAUCCACGAUUACCUCAGUGUGGCACCAUUCGCAGAUUACCUGGACAGCAUGUUCUUCAACAGGUUCUUACAGUGGAAAUGGCUGGAGAGACGUCCAGUGACUAAAAACACGUUCAGACAGUACAGAGUUUUAGGAAAAGGAGGAUUUGGAGAAGUGUGUGCGUGUCAGGUUCGAGCCACGGGGAAAAUGUACGCGUGUAAGAAGUUGGAGAAGAAAAGAAUAAAGAAGAGAAAAGGAGAAUCGAUGGCUCUGAACGAGAAAGUGAUUCUGGAGAAAGUCAACAGCAGAUUUGUCGUGAGUUUAGCGUACGCCUAUGAGACAAAGGAAGCGCUCUGUCUGGUUCUGACCCUGAUGAACGGAGGAGACCUGAAGUUCCACAUCUACCACAUGGGCGAGUCGGGUUUUGACGAGACCAGAGCCGUCUUCUACUCUGCAGAGAUCUGCUGCGGGUUAGAGGACCUGCACCGAGAGAGGAUCAUCUACAGAGACCUGAAACCAGAGAACAUCCUGCUGGACGACCUCGGCCACAUCAGAAUAUCAGAUCUUGGUCUGGCUGUUCAUGUCCCAGAGGGACAAACCAUUAAAGGACGAGUGGGGACAGUGGGAUACAUGGCUCCAGAGGUGGUGAUGAACCAGCGUUACAGCCUCAGUCCAGACUGGUGGGGACUGGGAUGUCUCCUGUACGAGAUGAUUGAGGGACAGUCUCCGUUUCAGCAGAGGAAGAAGAAGAUUAAGAGGGAGGAAGUGGAGCGGCUGGUGACCGAGGUGGACGAGGAGUAUUCAUGCAAGUUCUCCGAGGACGCCAAGUCCCUCUGCAAGAUGCUGCUCGCCAAAGACCCCACAGAGAGGAUGGGCUGCCAGGGGGGCGGGGCCUCAGAGGUCAAAGCCCAUCCCAUCUUUAGGUCCAUUAACUUCAAACGUCUGGAGGCAGGAAUGUUGCAGGUUCCCUUUAUCCCUGACCCUCAGGCCAUCUACUGUAAAGACGUGCUGGACAUCGAGCAGUUCUCGUCAGUCAAAGGAGUGGAGUUGGAGCCUAAAGACGAGUCUUUCUACAGUAAAGUGUCCACAGGCAGCGUCUCCAUUCCCUGGCAGAACGAGAUGAUCGAGACCGAGUGUUUUACUGAACUCAACGUUUUCUCCUUGGACGGGACACUUCCUGUGGACCUGGACUGGAGAGGACAACCGUCUCCUCCUCCCAAACAGGGACUCCUGCAGUGGCUGUUUGGAAGACAGGAAUGUUGUGGUAACUGCAGUGACAGUGACGAGGAGCCUACCAGGCUGUGACACACACACACACACACACACACACUUGUUUACGUCUUUUGCACAUUUGUAUUUUAAAGAUUCUUCUUAUAAAAUCGUCAGAAUUUA